AUGCCCCUAUCAGAGAACCAUGCUCGCAGUCUGCGAGGAGAAAUGCACUAUGCAUUCACUCCAGAAUUGAUUAAGCUUCGCGACAGGACCCAUCAAGCCAUAGUCAAAUACAACAACGCCAACACUGCCGAGCUCUCACGAAGAAAGCGUGUAGAGCUGUGGAACGAAAUUACCCAAGACUCGACUCCCCUCCCACCACAAGCACCAACAGAAGAAGAUGAUGAUCUUCUCUUCGCCGAACAUGCUUGGGUCGAACCUCCAUUCCAUGCAGAUUAUGGGACCAAUAUCUCCCUGGGCAAGAAUGUCUUCAUCAACUUCAACUGUACUAUCAUCGACACAUGUAAAGUAACGAUUGGAGCUCGGACACUGUUCGCUCCUGGAGUUUCACUUUAUGCCGGCUGCCACCCCAUGGACCCCGAAGUCAGGAAUGGUACGAAAGGACCUGAAAUGGGCGCUGAGAUUCAUAUUGAAGAAGAUUGCUGGAUUGGUGGGCAAGCGAUUAUCUUGCCUGGCAUCACGAUUGGGAGGGGAAGUGUAGUUGGGGCUGGGAGUGUGGUGACCAAGAAUGUGCCACCAUAUACUGUGGUCGCUGGCAACCCGGCCAAGAAGAUCAAGGAUGCGCCUCGAAAUACGCACGAAGAAGUGACCAGCGGCGCACUCGAAGUCGUGACCAGAGAGGCUAGCGAAGAUCAAUCUUGGCGGCAGUACAGCGCGAAAAAGGAUUGA
Molecule: messenger RNA, 726 nt
Organism: Pseudocercospora fijiensis CIRAD86
Lineage: Eukaryota; Fungi; Ascomycota; Dothideomycetes; Mycosphaerellales; Mycosphaerellaceae
Exons: 3
Coding region: 1-726 (241 amino acids)
Molecular function (GO): acetyltransferase activity
Source: RefSeq, a predicted model, not a curated record